GAAGCAAAUUGACAGAAAGCUGUCAUCACAUUGAAACGAAAGAAAUGUUUUUAGUGUGACUUGAGAAAUUACUUAUGAUAUGAUUUAUUUAUGAAAUAUUCUUAGGACUGUGUUCUUCAGGAAUAUUUAGCUUACUCAAGUAUGUUCGAUAAUAUUCCUUGACCCAGAAUGGAUAGAUGUUAAUUAUUUUGUAGAAAAAUUUUCAGCUUAGAGAAUUAUUUGACCUUUUAAUUAUGGCUCCACUCCCAUUAGAGGGCUUGCAGACCCCGGUAGCUAAUAGUAUGACCCAAGGUGGUUUAAACGGACCCCAAGAAGGAAACCGGGGAGGAAUGAUAUCUUUAGCAAUGCUUAUAGAUUUCAUUGUACAGAGAACCUACAAUGAACUUACCAUUUUAGCUGAAUUAUUGCCAAGAAAAACUGAUAUGGAACGGAAAAUUGAAAUUUAUAACUUUUCUACUAGAACAAGGCAACUAUUCGUAAGGUUAUUAGCACUUGUUAAAUGGGCAAGCAGUGCUUCUAAAGUUGAAAAAUCAGCGCAUAUUAUGGCUUUUCUCGAAAAACAAUCGUCUUUAUUUGUGGAAACUGCAGAUAUGCUUGCUCGAAUGGCAAGAGAAACUUUAGUUCAGGCUCGUCUUCCAAACUUUCAUAUUCCAGCCGCUGUUGAGGUUCUCACAACAGGAACUUAUGGAAGAUUGCCAGCAUGUAUAAGGGAAAAAAUUGUUCCCCCAGAUCCAAUUACUACUUUGGAAAAACGCACCACUCUUCAAAGGCUUAAUCAAGUUAUCCAACACCGACUUGUUACAGGAAACUUGCUACCACAAAUGAAAAAUUUGAAGAUUGACAAUGGUCGAGUGACUUUUCAUGUUCCAAAUGAGUUUGAAGUUUCACUCACUGUGAUGGGGGAUAACCCCAAUAUCCCUUGGAGAUUAUUAGAAAUUGACAUUUUAGUAGCAGAUAAGGAAACAGGAGAUGGAAAAGUGCUUGUCCAUUCUCUUCAAGUUAAUUAUAUACAUCAGUUUAUACAGGCCCGAUUGGCUGAUAAUACACAACCUUUAACAGAAGUUUAUAAUUGUUUGCACUUCUUUUGUCAGUCCCUACAGUUGGAAGUUCUGUACUCACAAACACUUCGUUUAAUGCGGGAUAGAUUAGACGAUAAUAUACAUGUGGAUGAAUACGGUCCUGGAAGGUGUUUAACUGUAUCAUAUUGGAGGGAAUUAACAACAAGAGGUAAAGAACAAUUGAAUAAAGAUUUGAGAUCUGAAUUGGGGUACAAGUUGUCUGUUCAAGUUGAUAGUCACGAUCCUGCUCGUCCAUUGACAGUAGUCCAUGUGCCUUCUCUAGGGAAUAAAGAGUGUGAAAUAACUGAUAGAGCAAUUAGAACAGAAAUUUUAUCAAUGGAAAGAUUACUUGUACAUACAAUCUAUGUAAGAACGAAGAGCCGUUUGAAUGAUAUCAAGUUGGAACUUCAAGGAAUGCUCAAUGAUGUCGAGUGUUGUUUACAAGGAUCUCCAGCCAUUCUGUCCGUUGCAAUUCUUCAACCUUGUCUAAGAGCUGAGCAGUUGUUAAUAACUGUAGAUACUCACACAGGCAUUUUACAGUGUCAUGUUCCACAAUAUGAACCACCCAUAAUUAAUGAACUGAACAAUGCUCUCAAUGGUGAUCAUUCCAAAUUGCCACAUCUCAUAUCUGAAUUAAGGUACUGGAUUACACAAAGACGAUGUGAGAAAACUCUACAACAUUUACCAGCUACUGCACAUGAAAAAUUACCACUUCUUCAUCAACCUGACCACCCAAUAACGAAAAUAAGUAAACACAGGAUGUAUAUACAAUUUCAUAAACAUACAAAUGUUGUUUUGAUUGUAGAACUUAAAGAAAGAGAACAUAGUCCCUGUGAGAUGGACUUCUCUUUUUAUAUGAUAUUGGUGAAGCAUUCAAGUAUUGAUGAUAAUCCUGAUGAUGAGAGCAUUGAAUCAGAAAUUCCUAAAAUGUUUUUGAAGGUCCAAACUCUGAUUGAAUUUGAUACUUUUGUAGUAACACAUGGACCUUUCACAAAUGUGGACAUUGGUAUAGAUAUAGACCAACCAGAAGCAGGUAGCUUGAAAAGAAAAAUUUCUAACAACAAAUCAGAACCAUCCAUACGAAGAUCCAAGCAACCAGCAUACUUUAUCGCAGAGUUGGCGCACGUAGUGGCCAUGUGUGAUGAAAGACUUCCGUUUGUGGCAUUAGCCUCUGAAUUAACAAGAAAAAAUAUUUUCCAUCAAGGAGUUCAAGUAGAAGCGAAUGCAACUGGUUUAGUUCUGAAACUUAUCCAGUUGCCACCACCUACCCCUGAAAUAGGGCAUUCUCAAGCUUGGCGUGCCUUGCUGAAACAUCUUUUGUCUGUUUCUAUCAGGGUACUAAGCAAAGGUGUGAUAAAAAGCUGGGUUGUGGAAUUUGUAUUUCAUUUAACACCCCUAGCAAGUACCCAUCCUAAAGAACAAGGCUCCCGGAGACCAGUAUAUUUUCAAUAUGAAAUGUCUUCGAGCAAUGCAUCAGCUAGUGUUGAGUCACUUCUGAAUGAUUGGGCGCAGAUAGUUCAUUUGUAUACUUUGGUUUAUGAUCUCAGCGAGUAUUUGAAGGUUGAUAAAUACAGCUUCUUCAAUAAUUUAUUCAGUGUUAAAUCAUACAGUUAUAAUAAAUUAGUGUUAUGUUAUGGACCGGAUAAGGGUGCAAUGGUGUCAAUAAAUUGGAACAAUAAUCAAAAGUUAUUCAAACUUGCAUUUGGUGCCAUGAAUAAUGCACUGAAUGCACAUUCACUGAUUAAAGAACACCUGGAGGCUUAUCUAAAUGAACAACGCAAUUUGGCACAAGUAGUUCAGCUUCUUCAUGAAACAUAUGAGCCCCUAAUCUCGAUCAGUAAAUUACCUUCUCUUCCACAACUAGGCAUACAUAAUAAUAGACCUCAAGUGCCAGUUCAAACAUUUAAUAUAAUUCCUCAAUCAUGUACACUCAUUAGAAUAUCCUACCAAGGAAUGUAUUGUUUAGAGUUAAGAAUUAGAGGAUCUGGAUUGAUUUCACUUAGGGAUGGAGCAUACAGUCGUUUUGAUAGAUCGAAUGUUGUUGAUGUGUUUUCACCAACUCCUGGUCUCAAAGCAUUUUUAUCAAAGUAUGUUGAUGAGAGUGCUGUUUUUCGAAGAAGAUCCCAAUCUGAAGAUGAUAAUCCACCAUCACCGAUAUCAAUGGAAGUAGAGGGUGGUAGUUUUCUUGGUGGUCAUCACCGAGGUCCACAAUCCCCUGCAGGAACCAGGGAACCAGGUCUUCGUUUCCAUCCACCACUUACUCCCCCAUCAGGUUCAAACCCACAUACUCCAGCAAGUCCAUUGACUAGUAUGAAUCAGCCAAAUACUCACACCAGUUUUGGCAAUAGUCCAGCAACUUCCUUUAGUUUAGCAUCACCAACUAAUAUAAAUCCUAGUCCUAUGCCACACCCUAGCCCUGGUUCUGGAUUUGUAGCAAACUCACCUCAGCUAGCUAGUCCUGGUGGACUGUUAUCUAAUUCAUCCCCAGGACCUGUUUCAACGAACCUACCAGGACACUCACCAGUCAGUAGCUUCAUGCAAACAGCCCACACUGAUGGUAGUCCUUUUCCUGCUGCUCAGAGCAUGACUUCUCCUGCAGCUUCUACUUGGCCAGGCUCUCCUAACAUGCCUAGACCUUCACCAGCAAGGCCGGGACAGUCUCCUGUAGGUCAUCCUGUGAUGCAUAGUCCACAAUCAGAACUCAGAACAGGAAGUCACCUGUCAAGAGUCCUUCCACAGAGGUCAUGGGCUGGUGCGGUUCCUACCCUCUUGACACAUGAAGCUUUGGAGAAUUUGUGUUGUCCCACAACCCAUCCUCAGGGAUAUCCUGGGCCGGAGCUAGCGCCACUGGAACGAUUCCUUGGUUGUGUAUAUAUGAGGAGACAGUUACAAAGAUUCAUCCAAAAUGAAAAUUACCUUCAUCUUAUACCUUCAACAGAAGUUGGAGUCUAUCAUUUCAGAGUAGCUGAUACCUUCCAAUGUAGGAUUGGUUUGAACCCUCAACAUCUGCAAAGUUUGCAUAUCAAAAUUACAUCGUUGAUUGAGCAUAAAGAUAUAUGGACUGCUGAAGAAAUUCAAACAUUGGAGAAAUUCUUUGAUGCUCAUGCUUCAGUCCCCCCUUAUAAACCUAAUACAGUAUUUACUUUUUGUAUGAUGUUGAAUGUUCCAGUUAAUGUACUUAAGGACUUCAUACAGAUUAUGAAAUUGGAGUUUAUGCAGAUUCCUUUACAAGGAAUAAAGUGGUCAGUGCAAUGGAUUUUGAGAAUUCCACCAUCUGCUACUCCCCUUGUACCAACCGGUCACUCCAGUGUUAUCAUAUUCAAGAAUAAAAUUCUUUUCUUUUUGCAAAUUACAAGAAUUGGUAUACAGUACCCUAACAAUAUGGAGCCCCCAACUUUGGUACUGCCUUUCAUUUACGAUAUUAGCUCUAAUAUCACACAAUUAGCUGAUAAAAAUGCUGCCAGUGUACCUGGGGUGGUUGUCGCCAGUCAAUUACUCAAGCAGUUCAUGCAAUUCCAGAACAAUAUGACAGAAUGUUCCAUUUUCCCGGCUAUAAGGGAACUACUUUUUAAUUUAGUUUUACCAACAGACCCUCAACAACCGAACACAGUGGUGCCACAACAAAUGCAAUCCCCUGCUAUGCAGAUGGGACAAGUUGGCCAACCUGGUUAUCCUGUAAACAUGCCUAUGGGAAUGAUGGGUUAACCAGAAGGAAUUAUUUUUGUAUAAAUAAUAGUUUCUUAUUAUGUACGUAUAAAAUGUAAUAUGUAAAGGAAUAAAUUUAUUUCUCUCAA
Molecule: messenger RNA, 4852 nt
Organism: Harmonia axyridis
Lineage: Eukaryota; Metazoa; Arthropoda; Insecta; Coleoptera; Coccinellidae
Gene: MED14
Product: mediator of RNA polymerase II transcription subunit 14
Exons: 17
Coding region: 234-4763 (1509 amino acids)
Biological process (GO): regulation of transcription by RNA polymerase II
Cellular component (GO): core mediator complex; mediator complex
Molecular function (GO): transcription coregulator activity
Source: RefSeq, a predicted model, not a curated record